GUCAGCGCAACACAAAGUGACUAAAGCGAUCUUAUCCAGUGCGUUUAUUUGUUCAGUGCGAUAUCUGAAGUGAUUUUAUUCUGUGUCAAGUGUAUUAUAGACGAUCAUCAUGCCAGGAAAAAUGCCAGCUAUUGGAAUCGACUUGGGAACGACCUACUCCUGCGUUGGUGUGUGGCAGCAGGGGAAGGUGGAGAUCAUCGCCAACGACCAAGGCAACAGGACGACUCCCAGCUACGUCGCCUUCACAGACACAGAGAGGCUGAUAGGAGAUGCCGCCAAGAACCAGGUAGCCAUGAACCCAGAAAACACAGUAUUCGAUGCUAAAAGAUUAAUUGGCAGAAAAUUUGAUGACCCCAAAAUUCAACAAGACAUCAAACAUUGGCCAUUCAAAGUAGUUAGUGACUGUGGUAAACCUAAAAUCCAAGUAGAGUUUAAAGGUGAAAGAAAAGUAUUUGCCCCAGAAGAAAUUAGUUCCAUGGUUUUAACAAAAAUGAAGGAGACCGCAGAGGCCUACCUCGGCGGUACAGUUAGAGAUGCAGUUAUCACAGUUCCGGCUUACUUUAAUGACUCGCAAAGACAGGCUACAAAAGAUGCGGGGGCCAUUGCUGGGUUGAAUGUCCUCCGAAUCAUCAAUGAACCCACAGCAGCAGCUUUAGCUUAUGGAUUAGAUAAGAACCUUAAAGGAGAGAGGAAUGUUUUAAUUUUCGAUCUUGGCGGCGGCACUUUUGAUGUCUCCAUCCUGACCAUCGACGAGGGCUCCCUCUUCGAGGUGAAAGCUACGGCAGGCGACACACAUCUGGGAGGUGAGGACUUUGACAACCGUCUAGUCACCCAUCUAGCCGAGGAGUUCAAGAGGAAGUUCCGCAAGGACAUCCGCUCCAACCCAAGGGCUCUCCGCAGGUUGAGGACAGCGGCCGAGCGAGCCAAGCGCACUCUGUCAUCCAGCACCGAGGCCAACAUCGAGAUUGAUGCACUCUACGAGGGUAUCGACUUCUACACCAAGGUCUCGAGAGCACGCUUCGAGGAACUCUGCUCAGACCUGUUCCGCAACACACUACAGCCUGUCGAGAAGGCGUUGAAUGAUGCCAAACUCGACAAAUCAUCCAUCCACGAUGUAGUCCUUGUGGGAGGAUCCACCCGCAUUCCAAAGAUCCAGAAUCUGCUGCAGAACUUCUUCAACGGCAAGUCUCUAAACCUCUCCAUCAACCCUGACGAGGCUGUCGCCUACGGUGCUGCGGUCCAGGCUGCCAUCCUCUCCGGGGACCAGAGUACUGCCAUCCAGGACGUGCUGCUUGUUGACGUCGCUCCUCUGUCACUUGGUAUCGAGACGGCAGGCGGAGUGAUGACCAAGAUCAUCGAGAGGAAUGCCAGAAUCCCGUGCAAGCAGACACAAACCUUCACCACCUACGCAGACAACCAACCAGCUGUCACCAUCCAGGUCUUCGAGGGCGAGCGUGUGAUGACCAAGGACAACAACCUCUUGGGAACAUUCGACCUAACAGGAAUCCCGCCCGCACCUCGAGGCGUACCCAAGAUCGACGUCACCUUUGACCUGGACGCCAAUGGUAUCCUGAACGUCUCCGCCAAAGACACCAGCUCUGGUAAAUCAAAGAACAUCACGAUCCAGAACAACAAGGGUCGACUGAGCAAGGAGGAGAUUGACAGGAUGGUCAACGAGGCCGAGAGGUAUAAGGAAGAAGAUGAGAAGCAGAGAGAAAGGAUCUCAGCUAGGAACCAACUGGAGAGUUACACCUUCAACGUGAAGCAGGCGGUUGAUGACGCCGGGGACAAACUGAGUGAAGCUGACAAGAACACCGUCAAGCGAGAAUGUGACGAGGUGCUGCAGUGGCUCGACAACAACACUUUGGCGGACAAGGAGGAAUAUGAACACCGACUCCGAGAACUGACCAAGCAGUGCUCUCCGAUCAUGUCCAAGCUCCACGGCGCAGGCCAAGGUGCUCCCGGCGCAGGUGGUUGUAACCCCGGUGCAGGCGGCUUCAACCCCGGCGCAGGUGGCUUUCCCGGUGCAGGCGGCUUCAACCCCGGUGCUGGUGGCUUCCCCGGAGCAGGCGGCUUCAACCCCGGCGCAGGUGGCUUCCCCGGCGCAGGCGGCUUCAACCCCAACUCUGGCCGAGGAGGACCAACCAUUGAAGAGGUUGACUAAAUUUCACCACCCAUGUAUGUUGUAUUUUAAUUCUCAAGACUGGUUCCUAUUUACAUCUUUUUUAUAAUUUCCUGUUAUGAUUUUUGUUUAUUUUAAUUAAGAUUAGCUUAUUGUGAUGUUCUGUAGUUAUAUUGCAUUAUACACAAUAAACUAGUGUUAAUUAUUUAAAA
This is a messenger RNA of Macrosteles quadrilineatus (aster leafhopper), 2334 nucleotides long. RefSeq names its product heat shock protein 70 A1-like. The transcript has a single exon. NCBI's taxonomy places the organism in Eukaryota, Metazoa, Arthropoda, Insecta, Hemiptera, Cicadellidae. Bases 110 to 2164 code for a protein of 684 amino acids. The record is from RefSeq and is a predicted model, not a curated record. Gene Ontology annotation, biological process: protein refolding; cellular response to unfolded protein. Gene Ontology annotation, cellular component: cytoplasm. Gene Ontology annotation, molecular function: misfolded protein binding; ATP-dependent protein folding chaperone; ATP hydrolysis activity.